AUGUUCAAAGAAAUUACAUUGAAGUCUUCGGAUAUGAAGUAUGAUGAUAUGAUUACUAAAAUAUCACAAACCACGGGUAUAGGUAGUCAAACAAUCAUUAGAAUCUUAUCGGAGUAUAAAAGGAAGAAAACUGUCAGUUCUCCCAACAAAAAUCAAGCAAAAAAAUCUCUUUUCGACAAAAUUGACGAUUUAGAUCGCAAUGGAUUAAGGCAAAAGGUACAUGGUAUUUGGUUGCGUCGUGAACUACCGACGAUCGAUAAGAUAUUACACGAGGUGAACGAAGAUCCAUCGCUUCCAAACUUCAAACGUACCACCUUGUAUAAUAUCAUAAAAAAAUUGGACUUCGUAUUCGCCAAACGAAAAAGGUGCAGUGUGUUGACAGAGCGGGAAGACUUGAUUAAUUGGCGCCGCAAUUACUUAUACGACAUACGCAAAUAUUGCGAGGAAGGUCGAACCAUAUAUUACUUGGACGAAACAUGGUUGAAUGCCGGUGAUUGUGUGGACCGCGUGUGGAUGGACAAAACGGUAAAUUCAAAACACGAUGCGUUCAACAAAGGUCUUACAACUGGUCCAUCCAACCUAAUCGGUAAGGGAAAACGCCUUAUUAUACUACAUAUUGGUUCGGACAAAGGAUUUUUACCAGGCGGUCUAUUAUGUUUCGAGUCGAAGAAAAAUAGCGUCGAUUACCACGACGAAAUGAAUGGUGAUAAUUUUAAAGAGUGGUUUGAAUCUAUUCUUCCUCGACUCGAUCCCAAUUCUAUUGUGGUUAUGGAUAACGCACCUUAUCAUUCCGUCCAAGCCGAAAAAUAUCCAUCUGCCAGUUGGAAUAAAGCCGAAAUAUUGGAGUGGCUUAAUUCCAAAGGUGUCGUUUUUGACCGCCCAAUGUUGAAGGCACAACUCUUGGUUAAAGCACGUGAGUUAAAACCACGUCAUAAGUCGUAUAUUAUCGACAAUUUGGCAAAAGACACAAGACACACCGUCCUCCGAUUACCCUCGUACCAUUGCGAAUUCAAUCCAAUUGAAUUAGCAUGGGCAAUGGUAAAAGGGUACGUGAAGCGGUUGAAUAACACAUUUAAGAUUGACGACGUUCGCCAACUUCUUUAUACGGCUAUAGAACGGGUAACGGUAGAAAAUUGGCGAAAUUUUAUUAAACACGUUAUUGAGGAGGAAAAUAAAAUUUGGAAAGUUGAUGACAUCAUGGAAGAAUUGAUUGAAGGAAUGGAACCAUGCGUGCUGACAAUAACUGGAGAAACUUCUGAUGAUGAAUCUUCUUAA
Sipha flava (yellow sugarcane aphid) is the source of this 1275-nucleotide messenger RNA. RefSeq lists its product as uncharacterized. The transcript has a single exon. Gene Ontology annotation, molecular function: nucleic acid binding. The coding region runs from base 1 to 1275 and encodes 424 amino acids. The record is from RefSeq and is a predicted model, not a curated record. NCBI's taxonomy places the organism in Eukaryota, Metazoa, Arthropoda, Insecta, Hemiptera, Aphididae.